ACUACUAUUCAACCAAAAUCUUUAAUAUUACGUUCUUGUCCACAGGGAACCUCAUGUAUACAGAAUAUCCUUGACCAGAUAGAGAAUAUUACUGUUCUCAAUUUAACGAAUGUUACCAUGUUCAUGGACAAGGUUUUCAGCACUUCAGAGAAGAUAAACACAUCAUCCGUUGACCCAAACAAACUAGCGUCAGAUGUGUUAAAAGCCAGUGAGAAGCUCGUGUCAAUGUUGGUGAAGCCAACAAACACCUAUGAAAAUGUCAGUUUCACUCGUGCAGCUGUGGAGGCGCAAGUGUUUGUGGUUGGACAACACGCCAACCUUGAUAAAAUCCCUCAGCUCCACACAUCAAAUGCUUCUAUAGAAAUUGAUCUUAUUGGGAUCGCCAGCAACAAUUUGAAUUCAGGAUCAGCUGCUGUGGCUUUCAUGAGUUACAACACAAUGGAGGACCUACUGAAACCAGACUUCUUCAUCACAUCAGAUAACACAGUUAAAACCAUGAUGUCCACUGUCAUCUCAGCUACUCUUCCUACAACCCUCAACAAAACCCUCACAAAACCAGUUAACUUCACCCUCAAACACAUCAGAGAGAUAAACAACAGUGGUAAUCUUUCCUGUGUGUACUGGAACAUCAGUGAGUGGAUUGUAGAUGGUUGUUCUGUUGUAAAGACCAACAGCAACUUUACUGUGUGUUCAUGUCUUCAUCUGUCAACAUUCGCUCUCAUCAUGCAAACCAGCAGAACAUCAGAGGAUAAAAGUCAUCCGAUGGAGGCGAUGAAUGUGGUGUUCGUGAUCGUGGGUCUGGUGUUUACUAGUUUGGCUCUGUUGACUUUUGCUUUCUGUCAAUGGAAACCUGGAGUGAACAAUGUAGCUCGAAUCAACCUCUGCAUCAGUCUGCUGUCUGCUCAUCUUCUGUUCUUACUCACACAACAAUUCAUCAAUCUCAUAAAACCUCACAAGGAGUUGUGUGCUGUGAUAUCAGGCGUUCUUCACUUCUUCUUUCUCUCCUGCUUUGUGUGGAUGUUCAUUGAAGCUGUGCUGCUCUUCAUCUGUGUGAAGAACAUAUCAGAGAUCAGCUCCAAACAGAGGACGAUGCUUAACAAGGGAUUCUUGAUUGUGAUUGGUUAUGCAAUUGAUUUUGUUAUAGUGGGCGUGUCUGCUGGAGUGGUUCCUGAAGGCUACGGCAGUGAAAAAUGCUGGAUUAAAGAGGAGAGAGGCUUCAUCUGGAGUUUUCUGGGACCUGUUUGCUUCAUUCUUGCAAUAAACACGAUUCUCUUCAUCGGUAUCUUGAUCAGUCUAAAGUUAUCUCUCAAAAACCUCAACCAUAACGUUUCACACAGGAGACAAACCAAGAUUACGGUUUUUAAAAUUCUGUCCCAGUUUUUGAUUUUUGGUUGUCCCUGGAUUCUGGGUUUCUUCAUUCAUAACAGUAAGAUGAUCGAAAUUCUCUUUCUGAUUCUGAACUCACAGCAAGGAACCUUCAUCUUCAUCGUCUUUUGUGUCCUCAAUAAUGAGGUCAGACAGCAGUAUGUGAAGUGGAUGAGAGCUGUCUUUCCCGGACUCGAACCAAAUACCUUAGAAGAUGCCCCCACCCAAAAUGAAUCCAUUUCAGUUAAAUAUAACUACAGAUAAAAGUUUAUGUAGUCAUAGUCUUAUUUUCUGUAAAUGUUAUUGAUAAACAUUCCAUUCUUUAUACAAUAAUGCAAAAAUACAGUCUUAAUGUAAAUACAAUAUUUACUCUUGUAAAGGGAACAACAUUUAAAACUGCUAGUCUGCUUUUACUGCAAUAGAAACCACAGGUGUGUUUAGCAGACCGAUCUCUACAGUAUUUCGAAAGCUUAUUCGGCCCUGCAUAAUAAGCAAUAUAAGCCGUUGCAUGGGGUCCCUUGCUGUGCAUGAAAAUAAAAUGUACUUGCUUGUUGUGUCUGUCAAUCAUGCAUUAGCGUAAACUGUGCAAAGCUAAAUAAUGAAACCAGUCUGGCGCAGAUAUGAAAGAGGAUGAGGAAAGAAAGGAGCAAGAGAAGGAUGUUGAAUUAACAAGAUAUGUUAAACAUUGUUGAAAAUACUUGUAAUUGUGGUUCUGUACAAUGACCAAUUGCUUAUUAAACAUACUUAAUGGUAAACUUUACGUUUUAUUUUUAAAUAAAAUGCCUGAGGUGUUCUGUCAAGGUUAAGGUUAGUGUGAAAGGGGAUAGAAUAUAAUUUGUACAGCUUUACGUCUAUGGAGAAUCCUCAUGAACCGUGUGUGUGUGUGUGUGUGUGUGUGUGUGUGUGUGUGUGUGUGUGUGUGUGUGUGUGUGUGUGUGUGUGUGUGUGUGUGUGUGUGUGCGUGCGUGCGUGCGUGUGUGUGUGUGUGCAAGAGCCUUGGGGGCACUUUUGAAGUAUUUUAAGUUUUCUAUGUUUUCUAGAUACAUUGGUGUAGCAUGCAAAAUGUAAUUAUAUUGUGUUGUUGUUAAUCUGAUAUUGUCAGAUUGUCUUUGUGAUAUAAUCUAUGCAAGGUUAGUAUUUUGUGUACAUUUGAUGAUGGGGGGCCUCAUUAUGAAAUCAGUUUAGGGCCCCCAAAAAGCUAGGGACCGCCCUGCAUAAUAAUAUAAUGUUGAGAUCGUUUCUUCAGCGAUGCUGCAUCGAACUUUGGUUAUUAAGCCAGCGAGUUACAUUGUAGUUCGGAAAACACCCUGCAUUGAAUGCACAGCUCUGAUUGGUAUUAUUGAGUGCAUGAACCACAUGACCGUGUUGUGUCACAUCUGUUUUUAAAUAACUAAA
Molecule: messenger RNA, 2760 nt
Organism: Misgurnus anguillicaudatus (oriental weatherfish)
Lineage: Eukaryota; Metazoa; Chordata; Actinopteri; Cypriniformes; Cobitidae
Source: RefSeq, a predicted model, not a curated record